UUCACUUCGUCAAGGUGAACAAGACAAAGUUGGCUGCCAAGUUAUUUGGACCMAAAAAAACUUUUUUCUCRUCAAUAUCGMACAUUCAUCGACAGGAAAAGAAUCAGGAUCAUUUCAGUUAUGAGUCAUGUGGCCCCAGGGAAUCAACAGAGUCUAGACCAGCGUUUUGCUGGACUAGACUUGAACUCCGGUGUCGGAAACAACCCCGACGCUGGACACAACCAAAGACAACAACGAUAUGUGCCUCCUCAUUUAAGGAGGAAUCCUCAGGAACUUUUUCACAACGAUCCAAGGAACCCGGUUAAUUUUCCUUCAGGAGGUGCCCCUCAACAAUUCCAAGGUGGUGGAAGAGAUGGCGCAUUCAGAGGUAUGAACUAUGGUGGAAAGUACAAUAAUUUUGGAGGUGGUGGUGGUUAUGGUGGUGGUGGUGGUGGUUAUGGAGGUAGGGGAGGGUAUGGUGGUGCUGGAUAUCGUCGUGGUGGAGGUGGAGGUAACUGGAGAGAGCGAGGAGGGAACAACUAUUGGGGCAAUAACUCUGGAUAUGACGAUAGAGAUUCAUAUGCAAAGACUGCUCGUCCAGAAGACUGGUCUAAGUUACUGCCAAAGAAUGAUCGUAUAGAGAGGGAACUUUUUGGUGGACACAACACAGGUAUCAACUUUGAAAAGUAUGAUGACAUCCCUGUAGAAGCCACUGGACAGGAUUGCCCACAAAACAUUGAAUCAUUUACUGAUGUUGAUCUGGGAGAGAUUCUAACACACAACAUCCAGCUUGCUAACUACAGCAAACCAACACCAGUUCAAAAGUAUGCCAUACCAAUUGUCAAACACAAGAGAGAUUUGAUGGCUUGUGCACAAACAGGAUCUGGUAARACAGCAGCAUUUUUGAUUCCUAUUCUGAGUAGGAUAUACCAGGAAGGACCACCUCCAGCACCUGAUGCAAAGCAUACAUCAAGACGCCGUCAGUACCCAGUAUGUCUGGUCUUAGCACCAACUAGAGAGCUAGCUGUCCAGAUAUUUGAUGAAGCUAGAAAGUUUGCAUACUGCUCUCUGGUAAGACCUUGUGUAGUUUAUGGUGGUGCUGACAUUGGUAGCCAGUUAAGGGAACUAGAUAGAGGAUGUCAUCUCCUUGUAGCUACACCUGGACGUUUGGUUGAYAUGAUGGAUAGAGGUCGCAUUGGUCUUGAUGUCAUUAAAUUCCUUGUACUUGAUGAGGCUGAUCGUAUGUUAGACAUGGGUUUUGAGCCUCAGAUUCGACGCAUUGUUGAUCAGGAUACCAUGCCAAAGGCAGGUGACAGGCAAACUUUGAUGUUCAGUGCCACUUUUCCYAAGGAAAUCCAAAUACUUGCCAGGGAUUUCCUGGACAACUACAUUUUCUUGGCUGUUGGACGUGUUGGCUCUACCAGUGAAAACAUCACACAAAAGAUUGUAUGGGUAGAUGAGUAUGACAAACGCUCUUUCCUUCUGGAUCUCCUGAAUGCUUCAGGUCCUGAUGCUCUAACCCUAGUGUUUGUUGAAACCAAGAAAGGUGCCGAUUCUCUUGAAUUGUUUCUUUACAAAGAUGGUUACCAGUGUACGUCAAUCCAUGGUGACCGUUCACAAUCAGAGAGAGAGGAAGCUUURAGGUCAUUCCGUAGCGGCAAGACACCAAUUUUGGUUGCAACAGCUGUUGCAGCACGUGGUCUUGACAUUAACAAUGUCCGUCAUGUCAUUAAUUUUGACCUUCCUUCUGAUAUUGAAGAAUAUGUGCAUCGUAUUGGACGUACUGGAAGGGUGGGCCAUACUGGACUAGCCACAUCRUUCUUCAAUGAAAAGAACAAGAAUGUUGCCAAAGAUCUACUGUCUUUAGUGACUGAAACUGGUCAAGAAGUCCCAUCAUGGCUAGAAUCCAUUGCCUAUGAGUCCAAUCAAAACUCCAAAAGAGGUCCUCGAAGGUAUGGAGGCUUUGGAGGUAGUCGAGAUUACCGUCAGCAGAGAGGCAACAGUGCACAGAUGAACCAGAUGCAUGGCUAUGGUGGUUACGGAGGAGGAGGAGGUGGUUAUAUGCAUUAUGGAGGCUACAGUGGUGGUGGCGGCGGCGGCGGCAGCGGCGGUCGUUAUCAUGGUGGUGGUGGUGGUGGUGGGGGCCAAGAUUGGUGGAAUUAAUCCACAUCUUGGUACAACACUAGUAAUUGUGUUACUGUAGUUUGCUUGUUUGGCCAAGUCUGACAUCAAAUACUGUAAGUGAUCCUGUCAAGGUCUGCAGAGUAAUUAGCACAUGGAGCCCUUUGUGAUGGGCUGUUCUAGAGUCUUUUUUCUAUUGUUUUGUUAUUGGCUGUUUUCAUUGAUCAUGUCUUUCUAGGCACUGCCUUMUUUGUAAUGACCACUAGUUGCUGGUCAACUUUAGUGAUCAAUGACAAUAUAUAUUUGUAAAUCUUCUGCAGGGCAAUUCAUAUUAUUAUUACUAYGGUUCAUGUUCUACAUUAUUGAUAAAUUUAAAUUUGAAAAGAUGAAAUUCCAUACUUGGAUUUGGUAUAUAUGAAAACAAUAAAUCAAUAAGUUAUCAUAUUGUGCAAUUUUAACAUAUGACRGGGUAGUAUUUGAAAACAUUAGACAUUUCCGACUUUCACAUGCAAGUCAUUUCUACAUUUUCRAUGAAAUGCCUGGUGUUUUUAUGACUACUGUAGUGCUGCCAUUUUAGCCUUUACAAAUAGCUAAGAUUGUUGUGUUUUUUGUAUUAAUCAAAAAGGUAUCAAAAUUGUUUAGAUUGAAGCCAAAGAUUUAUUGAGAGAAAAUAACCACAUCUGUGAUUGAUUAGAUUGUUUACAUCAAUGAUAUCUUUUCAUAUCAGAAAGUUGAACAAUUCUUUCCAUUACUGCAAGCUUUGAAUAGCAAAUUCAUAUCAUAUAAUAAUAUAGGAAAACUAUUUUAUUUUAGAUAAUAUCUAUGGCAAUAUAUAAAGACUAGGCCUUUGUGCAGCCUAUUAGGGUUAUCAAUGGACAUAAUUGUAAAUAUUCACAAAGCCAAGGGUUAGAAGUACUAUAAUAUACUGAAGAAAUACAUUUUCUUCAAUGCAAUUUUUAGGGAUUUCUACAUAUUACAUAAUCAACUGUCCAGGCUGGUUAUGAUGGAGAUCUAAGUUCUCCUUUAGCAUUCAUAGAAAUUGAGGAGAAUUUAAAUUAUAAUCAGACAUGCAUUCUUGUACAGGAUUCAAAUUACAAAUAGAAGAAAUCAGAGUUUUUAUAAGUUUACUAACUAAUUGCGUUUUGCAUUGCACCACAUGAGUGGUUAUUUUAUUUUAUAUUUUUGAUAGAAUAGUUGACAAUAUUUGUAAACAACAAAUCUAUACAGAAAUCCUGUUUCCCAUUGAAWGAAAUUCAGCUCAUUAUUAUUAAGACUACAAAUGCCUGCUCCAUGUUACACUACCAAUUGUGUCCUGGUUGUUUAUUAAUGGGAUAUUGUGUAUGAAUCAAACAUUUUGACAACAAAUUGUCAAGGAAAUGAGGCCAUAGCAACAUUCCAAAGAAAACAGUAACAAGCUUGAAUCAAACAACAGGAAAACAAUUGAUAUUUCCAUGAAAGUUGUUGUUCUAUGGAGUUGUGUUUGUAAAAUCAACGUAGAUAUGUACAGGAGAAUCCUAUGUCAGGCAAUCAUUCAAAUUGUAUAUUAUAUCAAAUAAGAAAACUUUUCAUCCUUGGCCAUUUUGAGACUUCAAACUUGUCAAAACUCAAAGAUCUUUCUAGAUGGUAACUUAUAUCUCAUAAAUAUAAAUUAUAUUCAAGAUAAUUAAGUUCUUUAUACAAUAGUAUUUGUUCUUUAUUUGACUUGUCCAGCUAACCCUUUAAAUUACAUUUGUACAAAGGUCUUAUGCAUAUUUAGAACUUAUUUAUUGGUCUUAAAAUUAUAGGAUUAAUAAGAUUAUUUUUUGUUAUUUUUGCAACCUAAGAUGGCUAUAACACUAUAUUCUAUUUCAAAGUGUUGCUCACUCGUGAACUAAUUUCCCAGUUUUUAUCCCAAAGUUAAACGAAUCUUUUAUUAAAUUUGUAAUAAUUUUUCACAAUAUUGACCAUGUUCAGCUAUUUCAGAAAGCGUUGAGUAAUACAAAACAUAGUGUAUUCCAAAACCGAAUCGUUUCAACACUCGAAGUAAUGAAUUCAAAAUGUUGUUUUUACUUUAUUUCCAUGGAAUCCCAUGGCAACAAUGCAUGUCGGUUUUAGAAUACUCUAUUCAAUAUCACAACAUUYAGUACUCAACAUUUUUAAAAUUGCUGCAUAGGAAAAACGAUUCAGUUUUACUCAGUGACAACAUUUUUGAAACUGUUGUAAUUACUACCAGAUCACAUACUCAAAAGUUUUAAAUCAAAGAUUUUCAGUUAAUUGAGCAAAAGUUAAAAAUGUUCAACACUAUAAAGAAGCGAAAACGAGAUUCAUAUCUGUCAAAUUGGCCUCAAUAGCAGGCUGUUAGGUUUCAUUAGCCAAUAUGGCAGACAUUGCCAGUUGUAGAGAGAGUAGACAAAGAUAUUUCCUAUGAGUUUGAUGUGUAAAACUUUGCCAGUUUGACCUCGCUAACGCUAAUGCUUUGACUAAACAAUAUUUGAUUAUAUUUGAGAAUCACUKUAUGAGCCAURAARGGUGUACAACGUUUUAAMAACUCAUUAACGUUGGCGAAUAUCACUGGCUACAAAAAGUGUUUUCCUUCUCCAUUGGACUUCAUAUUAUAAUUAAAGUUUGGCGUAAGAGUGUUAAGAUUAAAGCAGUAUUUUAGAGGCAAAAUAGUGCUACGCUAUGUAGAGAUAUCGUUUACAACAAUUCUUAGGUAGCUAUUUCCAUUUGAUGUCAGAAGCCAAUAAAAUGUUCAUUAUUACGUUGA
Messenger RNA from Exaiptasia diaphana, 4846 nucleotides. RefSeq names its product ATP-dependent RNA helicase DDX3X. Lineage: Eukaryota; Metazoa; Cnidaria; Anthozoa; Actiniaria; Aiptasiidae. Gene Ontology annotation, molecular function: RNA helicase activity; RNA binding; ATP binding. Gene Ontology annotation, cellular component: nucleus. Gene Ontology annotation, biological process: gamete generation; cell differentiation. The record is from RefSeq and is a predicted model, not a curated record. The transcript has 17 exons. Bases 121 to 2142 code for a protein of 673 amino acids.